AUAAAACUCAGUUGAAAACAAAUUGUAUGGAACACAACGCAACACUUUCUAACGGUAACGGUUACGGGUCGGAUGCGCGAUUUUCCCAGACUAUGGCCACCGUCGCCGCACCGCCGCCGCCGCACAAACAAUAAUAAUGAAAAGCGCCAGACAAAAACCAAAAGCUAAUUGGCCGCAAACCGCUAAGUGAUUAAUUAAUUCCAACUGCCAAACGCGUAAAUAUUUGCAUAUCAAUCGACUAAGUUAUCCGGACUUAGGAGUAAAAAUUAAAUGAGAAACGAGCACUGCCCAGUAGUGUAAUAAAAUCAAAAUAAAUUGAAAGCAAAAAAUCCUUAGUACACUUACACGGACAUCCGCACGGACGAGUGUGUGUGUGUGAGUGUCUCUUUGUGUGUGUUGGUGUGUGCGCAUGCGCCAGCUGGAGUUUCUGUGCAUUAAUUGCUUUCCUGCCAGCCAUUUGAAGUUGCAAUUGCGAUACGAUCGGACGCCUGUAUUGGCGGUUGCCAUGUAGAGCCUCCACACCUCAGCCUGCAACCAAAGCCAGAGCGGAGUCAUGGUGGAAUCUUCGAGCCUGGGGCGGACCCCGCCGGCGGCCCAGCAGCCCAUUCCGCAGCAGCACUCCCCCUCGCCCUCGGGGAUGCGGUGCGGCAAUAUGGAGACGCGGGUGCGCGGUGCCUGGUACCGCGUCCUGGUAACCCUCGAAACGGACUUUCUGGCAGUCAGCCUGGAUGAGUCCUGUGAGGCGUCUCAGCAAAGCAACGAUGGACAAUCGACUACUUUAAAUGGAACUUUGGGGAGCAAUCACAGUGGUGGAGGAGGUGGUGGCAAUGCCGGCGGCGGUGGGUCUGGUGCCACCGGCCAGAAUGGUGGUCUGCCCAACUCCGCCUCCCUGCAGGGCAUGAGCGGUGUGCCCGACACCGAACUGGACGGAUCGACGGUGGGCAACGACAACGGCGACCUCUGCCUGAACAACAACAAUAAUGCCGGCGACGGGGGCGGCAUGGAUAUGUGCGACGUACCUGACCAUGUGGCCAACCAGAAGCGGCAUGUGCGCAUCAUCAAGUCGGACAACAACGGCUUGGGCAUCUCGAUCAAGGGCGGUCGCGAGAACCGCAUGCCGAUCCUGAUUUCGAAGAUAUUCCGUGGGAUGGCCGCCGAUCAGGCAAAAGGAUUGUAUGUGGGCGACGCCAUCCUGACGGUGAACGGCGAGGAGCUGCGUGACGCCACCCACGACGAGGCGGUGCGCGCCCUCAAGCGGUCUGGUCGUGUGGUGGAUUUGGAAGUUAAAUUCCUCCGCGAAGUGACGCCCUACUUCCGGAAGGCAAGCAUCAUCUCCGAAGUGGGAUGGGAGCUCCAGCGCGCUUUCCUCUGUCCCCUGGGACCGGGCGUUCCCACCUCUCCGCCGGCACCAAAAACGACACCUCGGGCGGAUACACGAUACAUUCCCCUGCAGCUGACGCAUUUGGCCAGGAAUCUCAAAUACAUCGAUCCGGAAAACCGCUGUUUCGAAUUGCACUCACCGGACGGAGUGCAUUCCUGCAUCCUGCGAGCUGCAGACUCGGCGGAGGCCCUUGUCUGGUUCAACGCCCUCCACUCGGCUAUGGGCAACAGCACUCAGCGAGCCCUAGCAGAAGCCAAUCGAGCGCUGACCAAUCUCAUUGGCGAACUGAAGCACAUUGGCUGGCUGAGCAAGCGGAUGAACGGCGGCGGUAGCUCCGGUAGCGCUGGCGGCGGUGCAGCUAGUGGGGGCAGUGGCACUUCCAACAGUGGCGUGGCUGGCGAGCUGGUAAGUCCCAGCGGCCGUUCUAGUUCGGAGAGCUCCGAUGAAAGCGACAAGUGGCUGCCGAUUUUCGUGGCAGUGACGGAACGAGAGUUCCGAAUAUACGAGAGUGCUCCCUGGUCCGUGGAGGCCUGGAGUCGUCCCCUGGAGAUCUACGCUCUGGCCACGACACGUCUGGCUGGAGCUGGGAACAACUCCUCGCUAAAUGGCCAGCAGACAACGGUGUUCUGUGUGCGGUGCGGCACCGCCCGUGGUGUCCUGGUCUACUGGCUGCGUUCGGAGACGCAUCGGGAUAUGGCCUCCUGGGCCAGGGCUCUGGUCCAGGGCUCCCACCAGGCGGUCAACUACCAGAGGGAGUUCUCGUUCCGCUGCCUGUACCAGGGUCGGCAGUGUCAAUUGGUUGUGCACAUAAAUCGUGGCUUCUUUCUGUACGAUUGCGGGGGAUUCGCGCCAACAACUCCAACGGCGGCAGCGACCACCAACAAGACGCAGCUCUGGCAGUUUGCCUUCGACAAGCUGAAGGGAUCGGCGGAUGAUGGCAACAGGAUGCUAUACCUCGACUUUGGCGAAGAUGGCGAGAUUGAACUGGACAUGGAGUGCUGUCCCAAGCCGGUGGUCUUUGUUGUCCACAACUGUCUGUCGGCCAAGGUGCAUAACAUUGCCUAGAAGGAGGUGCAGUUGAAUGGGACUAGCUGCUAAUUGUUGAUGUUUUGGGUGUAACAGAUGUAUUGAUAUUAUUUAUUGUUUAAUCAUUAUUCGAGAUUUGUUAUUGUCAGCCCCGAAAAGGGACUAACAUUUAAAUAUUUCCCUAGAGUAAUAUUCUUUUUUAAUGUAUUUCUAUAAGCGCAAUACUCUGUUAACUCUGUCAAUUAAAUAAGAUAACUUUGAAGCAAUGAUUAAACCCAUUUCACAUUUGGUUCGCUUCACGUUAAACUUGAAUUUCUUGAACAGCCGAAAAGCAGGCCAUUAAAUGUUUUUCAUUAAAAGAAUUACUUUAAAUUAUGCCUAAAAUAGUAACAUUUAUAGACAUCAGA
This is a messenger RNA of Drosophila ananassae, 2814 nucleotides long. RefSeq names its product beta-1-syntrophin (gene Syn1). Bases 554 to 2446 code for a protein of 630 amino acids. The transcript has 8 exons. Lineage: Eukaryota; Metazoa; Arthropoda; Insecta; Diptera; Drosophilidae. Gene Ontology annotation, cellular component: dystrophin-associated glycoprotein complex; intracellular anatomical structure. The record is from RefSeq and is a predicted model, not a curated record. Gene Ontology annotation, molecular function: protein binding; structural molecule activity.